This is a messenger RNA of Frankliniella occidentalis (western flower thrips), 1413 nucleotides long. RefSeq lists its product as uncharacterized. The transcript has 7 exons. The coding region runs from base 1 to 1413 and encodes 470 amino acids. The record is from RefSeq and is a predicted model, not a curated record. Lineage: Eukaryota; Metazoa; Arthropoda; Insecta; Thysanoptera; Thripidae.
AUGGCUACUUUUGGCUCAGGUUCCUCCUCAACUAGUCCAAUAAAAAAGAGGUCCCGUAAUAUUCAAAAUAGUGCAUUUUCUUUUGGGUCUACACCUAAAAAGCUGACUCAUGGGGCACCAGGAACCCCAACCAAAGUUGAUCAGAACAGCUCUGCAAUUGUAAGCGAGGCCAUUCUACCUCAAGAUUUGCCAGGAAUUGGUAGUUCACUAAGAAUUAAGUCUAGUACCCUCCAAACAACAUUUCCUGUUGUGUCUACACCAACAAAACCUAUUAAUAGCGCUCCAGGAACCCCAACAAAGGAUCCAGGAUUCUCCCAGAGCAUAAAUUUAGAUUCAACUAUUGCUGCUCCUGCUGUUGUGACUCAAGUAGAUCAGUCUCUUAUUUCAAAAUCCCCUUCAGUUUCUUCCAUCACUAGGAAUUUGCAACUUUGUUUUGAUAAAGUUUCUGACACAAGUCAACAAAAAUUUCCUUCUUCUCCUGCUUUUAGUUCUUUUGGUUCUCAAAGGAAAGGCAGACUCUCCCUCUCCCAACAAAGUUGUAGCAAAAAUAAAGCAGUGACAGCUAUUCCUUUGGUCAGAGAUGGAGAUUAUGUGUCUUCUCAUGUUAAAUUGAAUGAGAAUAAAGUAACUAAGGUUGUAAACUCUCUGGUUCAUAACAUAGACAUAUCGUCUGAUGAUGUUCAUUCAGAUUGCUCUUUAUCCCCUGAUUUCAAGAAGAAAAAGAAAAAGAAGUUGAGUGAUCAAAAGAAAGCAGCAGAACCAGUGUCUGAUAAACAGCAGGAGAGAACAAACCGACAAUCUGAAACAUUUUCCUGUGCUCAAUGCCAAAGUACAUUCUCUAGAAAAGACAAUUUAUUGCGCCACAAGAAAAUAUGUUUUGUAUCUUCAAAGAAAAAGAGUAAGUGUCUGUUUGCUGACUGUGAGCAAAAAUUUUUCCAGAGAGGGCCAUUGAUUGCACACUUAAAAGAAAAACAUGAUCAAAAGAUUGUUCCUUCUAAGACUUUUCAUUUUGAGUCAGAAAAAGCUUUUAAUUUGUGGAAAGAUGAUGAGGAAGUCAGAUCCUUUUCAUAUUUUUCAAAAAAUUCUGGUGCAAAGGGUAACAAAAUUUACUUAUACUGCCAGCAUGAUGGGUCAGGUAAAGCCCACAGGAGGCAGUCUGAACCUGAUCGGAAGACCUCCAGGAAGGUUCGGAUUGGUCAAAUCAAAACAGGAAAUAUCUGUAUUGCCCGAAUGAUUGUAACCCAUUUUGACACUGGAAAUGUAGAGGUAAAGUACUUUGCCACACACAGCCAUCCACUAAGCAGGCAUGAUUUUGCCCACCACCCACCCACAACAGAAAAAAAUGAAGAAAUCAAUAGCAAAAUUGCUUUAGGUGUUCCUGCCUUAAAAAUUUGGGAAACUGCAAUCAACUGA